CUCAUUUCCAAUCUUCUUCCUCCGUCUUCUCCGUCAACUAAACUAAGCCUUGGCCACCACGUUACCCUAGACCUAAGGAAUCCCAUUUUUCCUUUGACUCUCUCUUUCUCUCUCUUCACUUUUGAGCUUCACUUAUCUGGCACACAACUUUUCACUCUUUAUAACCUUAAAUUUUUUUAUCUUUCUCACUAUCCCACACUUUUGCAGCGCACCCUUUUGCUAGAACCUCAUUGAAGUUCCGCAAAAAGAGCAAAUUUUUUCGGAUUCAUCAUUCAUUUAACUACCCUAUGUCAUUUGUUUUCUCAUCCCUUUCUCUCAUGCACUCUGCCACUGGUUUUUUCCUCGAACCCAUUUUCCUUCAUGGCUUAUCUGGCUUCCUCCAUCUACUAUUGCUAGUGGUGGUUUUAGUGUUAUGGGUUUGGAAGAAAAUAACAGUGGGUGCUAGAGAUGAGUCUAAGGAGAAAUCCAAGAACACCCUGUUUACGAUAACAAAGUUUUGUUCUCUGGGUGUUUUUGCUUUCAAUCUUGUCCUCUGCCUUUUUAAUUACUUCUAUUGGUAUAGAAGUGGUUGGUCGGAAGAAAAGCUCGUGACCCUUUUGGAUUUAGCGCUCAAAACAGUUGCUUGGGUUGUUGUUUACGUUUGCUUGCAUAAGGGAUUCUUCAGUUCAGGUGAAAGAAGAUUUUCGUUCAUCUUCAGAGCUUGGUGCGCUUUCUACCUCUUUAUUUCUUGUUAUUGCUUUGUAGUGGACAUAGUUCUUCUCUAUGAAAAACAUGUCGCUUUACCAGCUCAGUUCAUAGUUUCUGAUGUGGUAUCUGUUUGUGCGGGUUUGUUCUUCUGUUACGUGGGGUAUUUUGUGAAAAAUGAGGGUGAAGAUAUCAGUCUUCGAGAACCUCUUUUGAAUGGUGAUACAAAUGCUAGUAAUGCCUCGGGGUCAAAAGAGACCAAGGGGGGUGACACUGUUACCCCUUUCUCAAAUGCUGGAAUUUUCAGCAUUCUUACCUUCUCUUGGGUGGGUCCUCUCAUUGCUGUUGGCAAUAAGAAGACCUUAGACCUUGAGGAUGUCCCACAACUCGACGGCAGAGAGAGUGUAGUUGGAGCUUUUCCAACUUUCAGAGAUGGACUUGAGGCUGAAUGUGGUGCAAUUAACAACGUGACCACACUCAAGCUGGUGAAGUCAUUAUUAAUCUCAGCAUGGAAGGAGAUUCUUUUCACAGCUUUUCUUGCAUUGAUAAACACCUUGGCUUCUUAUGUUGGUCCUUAUCUUAUUGAUGCUUUUGUUCAAUACCUCGAUGGAAGACGGCUCUAUGAAAAUCAGGGCUAUGUUUUGGUUUCUGCAUUUUUCUUCGCAAAGCUCGUGGAGUGCCUGUCGCAAAGGCAUUGGUUCUUUAGGUUGCAGCAAGUUGGAAUUCGAAUCCGAGCACUGCUUGUGACAAUGAUCUAUAAUAAAGCCUUGACCCUUUCAUGUCAAUCAAAGCAGGGCCACACUUCUGGGGAAAUAAUCAAUUUCAUGACUGUUGAUGCUGAAAGAGUUGGUGACUUCAGUUGGUACAUGCAUGAUUUGUGGAUGGUAGCUCUGCAAGUUUCGUUAGCCUUGUUGAUUUUAUAUAAAAACCUUGGGCUAGCUUCAAUUGCUGCUUUAGUUGCAACUGUAAUUGUAAUGUUGGCAAAUGUUCCCUUAGGAUCAUUGCAAGAGAAGUUUCAAGACAAGCUGAUGGAGUCAAAGGAUAAAAGAAUGAAGGCCACGUCUGAGGUUUUAAGGAACAUGAGGAUCCUCAAACUACAAGGAUGGGAAAUGAAAUUUCUAUCUAAAAUAACUGAGCUCAGGAAAACUGAGCAAGGCUGGUUAAAAAAAUAUGUUUAUACUUCAGCCAUGACCGCAUUUGUGUUUUGGGGUGCCCCCACAUUUGUAUCUGUUGUUACAUUUGGUACUUGUAUGCUUAUAGGAAUCCCACUUGAAUCAGGGAAGAUCUUGUCUGCACUUGCAACAUUCCGGAUUCUUCAAGAGCCCAUUUAUAAUCUUCCUGAUACAAUUUCAAUGAUAGCACAAACUAAGGUUUCUCUUGAUAGGAUUGCCUCAUUCAUUCGUCUUGAUGACUUGCAGUCCGAUGUUGUAGAGAAGCUUCCUCGGGAUAGUUCUGAUACAGCAAUUGAAGUAGUUGAUGGAAAAUUCUCUUGGGAUUUAUCUUCCCCUAAUUCAACGUUGCAAAACAUAAAUCUUAGAGUUUUUCAUGGCAUGAGGGUUGCUGUUUGUGGUACUGUUGGAUCAGGCAAGUCUACUUUACUUUCUUGUGUAUUGGGAGAAGUACCAAAGGUAUCGGGCAUCCUUAAGGUUUGUGGAACAAAGGCCUAUGUUGCUCAAUCACCAUGGAUACAAAGCGGCAAGAUAGAGGAUAAUAUAUUGUUUGGUAAACCCAUGGACAGGGAAAGGUAUGAAAAGGUACUUGAAGCCUGUUCCCUGAAGAAGGACCUGGAGAUUUUGUCAUUUGGUGAUCAGACAGUUAUAGGAGAGCGUGGAAUAAAUUUGAGUGGUGGACAGAAACAAAGAAUACAAAUUGCACGUGCUCUUUACCAAGAUGCCGACACAUAUCUAUUUGAUGAUCCCUUUAGCGCUGUGGAUGCUCAUACAGGAUCUCACCUCUUUAAGGAGUGCUUACUGGGUCUUUUAAGUUUAAAGACAGUGGUUUAUGUCACUCAUCAAGUAGAGUUCUUACCUGCUGCUGACCUUAUAUUGGUAAUGAAAGAUGGGAAAAUUACUCAAUGUGGAAAGUAUAAUGAUCUGCUUAACAUUGGGACUGAUUUUCUGGAACUUGUUGGUGCACACAAAAAAGCUUUGUCUACACUUGAUUCAUUGGAUGGAGGGACAGUAUCUGAUGAAAUAAGUAGCUUAGAACAAGAUGUAAAUGUCUCUGGCACUCAUGAUGUUAAAGAAAAAGAAGCAAAAGAAGAUGAGAAAAAUGGUAAAAGUGACGACAAAGGUGAACCAAAAGGCCAGCUUGUUCAAGAAGAAGAGAGAGAGAAAGGUAAAGUUGGGUUUUCAGUCUAUUGGAAAUAUAUCACCACUGCAUAUGGAGGAGCUCUUGUGCCAAUCAUAUUGUUGGCUCAGAUUCUUUUUCAAGUUCUUCAAAUUGGAAGCAACUAUUGGAUGGCUUGGGCAACUCCCAUCUCAUCAGAUGUUGAGCCACCAGUUGGAGGAACGACCCUUAUAGCAGUCUAUGUUGGUUUGGCCAUUGGAAGUUCUUUCUGCAUCCUUGUCAGAUCUAUGCUUCUUGCCACAGCUGGUUAUAAGACAGCUACUCUACUCUUCAAUAAAAUGCACUUCUGCAUUUUCCGUGCCCCAAUGUCAUUUUUUGAUUCCACUCCAAGUGGGCGAAUCCUUAACAGAGCUUCUACUGACCAAAGUGCAGUGGAUACAGGCAUACCCUACCAAAUUGCUUCAUUUGCCUUCUCCAUGAUCCAGCUUCUGGGAAUUAUAGCAGUUAUGUCUCAGGUUGCAUGGCAGGUUUUCAUUGUCUUUAUACCUGUGAUAGCAAUCAGCAUCUGGUAUCAGCAAUAUUAUUUACCAGCAGCCCGAGAACUAUCACGUUUAGUUGGAGUAUGCAAAGCUCCAAUCAUUCAACACUUCGCCGAAACAAUUUCUGGUACGUCAACCAUUAGAAGCUUUGAUCAGCAGUCAAGAUUUCAGGAAACAAAUAUGAAACUGACGGAUGGGUAUUCUCGGCCGAAGUUCAAUAUUGCUGGUGCUAUGGAAUGGCUGUGCUUCCGCUUAGAUAUGUUGUCUUCUUUAACAUUUGUCUUUUCCUUGAUAUUCUUGAUAUCAAUUCCACAGGGAGUCAUAGAUCCUGGCCUUGCUGGUUUAGCUGUUACCUACGGACUUAAUUUAAACAUGAUACAAGCUUGGGUGAUAUGGAAUCUUUGCAACUUGGAGAACAAAAUUAUAUCAGUAGAAAGAAUACUUCAGUAUACUAGCAUUCCUAGUGAACCUCCCCUUGUUGUAGAAGAAACUAGACCAGAUCCUUCUUGGCCGUCAUACGGCGAGGUUAAUAUACAAGACUUGCAGGUUCGUUAUGCUCCACAUCUUCCGCUUGUUUUGCGUGGCCUUACAUGCACGUUUCGUGGAGGAUUGAAAACUGGCAUUGUUGGGAGAACAGGAAGCGGUAAAUCAACUCUCAUACAAACACUUUUCCGAAUUGUUGAACCUACUGCUGGGCAAGUUAUGAUAGACAGCAUCAACAUCUCCUCAAUCGGACUUCAUGAUUUGAGGUCUAGAUUAAGUAUUAUUCCUCAGGAUCCAACCAUGUUUGAAGGGACAGUGAGAAAUAAUCUGGAUCCCCUGGAAGAGUACACUGAUGAACAAAUUUGGCAGGCCCUGGAGAAGUGUCAACUGGGAGAUGAAGUUAGAAAGAAAGAAGGAAAGCUUGACUCAGCAGUUAGUGAGAACGGUGAGAAUUGGAGUAUGGGUCAGAGGCAGUUGGUCUGCCUUGGUAGGGUGCUGCUUAAGAAAAGCAAGGUUUUGGUGCUUGAUGAAGCCACUGCAUCAGUUGAUACUGCUACAGAUAAUUUGAUUCAGCAAACUCUUAGACAACAUUUCUCUGACUCUACAGUAAUUACCAUUGCACAUCGAAUUACUUCUGUUCUUGACAGUGAUAUGGUUCUGCUUCUUAGUCAAGGACUCAUUGAGGAGUAUGACUCCCCAACAACAUUGCUAGGGGAUAGGUCAUCAUCUUUUGCUCAACUUGUUGCCGAGUAUACCGUGAGGUCCAACUCCAGUUUUGAAAAAUCUGAUGAUCACUGAUUGAAAACCAACCCAAAUAAAAAGUUUCUCGACAAUGACGAAAAUCUGGGGGGGGGGGGAUUACAAACUUAUCAAAUGGGGCUUGUAAUUCUUUUGUCAUUAAGUAUUUGUAAUGGAAAAAUAUAUUUUAUAAAUAAGGCUUUUGAUCUGCUAUGUGAAACUGUCAUGUCGAUCUUCACUCUUUUUUACCCCUUGGUAUAGUGUGGAUCAAAGACAUGGCUGCCUGUUGGAGGGUAGAUAUUCUUACCAAGGUUGAUACUGUCCUAAAUCAGCCCCAGUUAAAGGGGUUUGAAAGAGGAAAUCAUACAAAUUGUUAUAUUGUUCACCAGACAGAG
This is a messenger RNA of Gastrolobium bilobum, 5128 nucleotides long. RefSeq names its product ABC transporter C family member 3. Bases 288 to 4793 code for a protein of 1501 amino acids. The transcript is spliced from 10 exons. The record is from RefSeq and is a predicted model, not a curated record. Lineage: Eukaryota; Viridiplantae; Streptophyta; Magnoliopsida; Fabales; Fabaceae. Gene Ontology annotation, cellular component: vacuolar membrane; plant-type vacuole. Gene Ontology annotation, biological process: transmembrane transport. Gene Ontology annotation, molecular function: ATP hydrolysis activity; ATP binding; ABC-type transporter activity.